GCUUCCAUACUUGUUUACAAACCUAUAUUUUCAAGUUGUGCUAGCCUAGCUAUUUGCAAAUCUUGGAAUAUUUUACUUCAUCCAAAUCCCUUGCAGUCUGCAGAGAAGAUAAAAGACAGGGCUUUGAUUGGAGAGGCUCUUAUCUCUGCUUCCGUCCAGGUGUUGUGCAACAGAAUUACUUCACCCGAGUUCGUUGACUUAUUUCGGCACAAGACACUCGAUGAGCCACUCCUCAGGAAGCUGAGGACGACACUGUUGGCCUUGAACUUGGUGCUCAAUGAUGCAGAGGAGAAGCAACUUGUGAACCGAGAUGUGAAAAAUUGGCUUGACGAGCUCAAACAUGCUGUCCUUGAUGCGGAGGACUUACUGGAUGAGAUUGACACUGAAGCUUUGCGAUGCAAGCUGGAAGAAGGUGAAGAUCAAACUCACAAAUUUACCAAUAAGGUGCGGAACUUGCUCUUUUCUUCUCGUAGUCAUUUUUAUCAGAGCAUGAAUGAUAAGAUAAAAGAGUUACUAGCAAGGUUAGAAAACUUUGUACAACUGAAAAGUGCUCUUGGUCUGGGAGAAGUUGCUGGGAGGAAGGUUUCGCAAAGAACUCAAACAACCUCCUUGGUUCUUGAACCUUAUGUAUAUGGUAGAGAUGAAGUCAAAGAAAAGUUAUCAAAAGUGUUGCUAUCUGAUGAAGCAGGCAAGGAUCCUGUGUCUUUCCUCACCAUUGUUGGAAUGGGUGGGGUUGGCAAGACAACCCUUGCUCGAAUGCUUUACAAUGACGAUAAGGUGAAAGGGCAUUUUAAACUUAAAGCUUGGGCCUGUGUUUCAGACUACGAUGAUUAUAUUAAAAUUACUAAAACUCUCCUUGAGGCAGUCACUUCAAAGCCUUGUAAAACGGCAAAUCUGAAUUUGCUUCAAGAAGAUCUAAGAGAGCAAUUGAAGGGAAGGAAAUUUUUAUUUGUGUUGGAUGACCUAUGGAAUGAGAAUAAUGAGGAUUUGAACUACCUUAGAGCUCUUUUUAUUACUUUAGGAACAAUGGGAAGUAAAGUCAUUGUAACAACACGGAACAAAAAUGCAGCAUCUGUCAUGCAAAAUGUUCAUAUUCAAUACUUAGACCCAUUGUCUCAGGAGGACUGCUGGUUAUUACUUGCAAAACAUGCAUUUGGAAAUGAAAAGUGUAGUGCACAUUCAAACUUGGAAGACAUUGGAAAGCAAAUUGCACUCAAGUGCAAAGGGUUGCCUUUAGCUGCACAAACACUUGGGAGUUUGUUACGUUGCAAUAUGGAUUUUGAGUACUGGAAUAGAAUACUAAAUGAUAGUUUUUGGGACCAACCCUAUGAUAAAACUAACAUUCUUCCGGCUCUAGGGUUGAGUUACCAUUAUCUUCCUACUCAGUUGAAACAAUGCUUUGCUUAUUGUUCAAUUUUUCCAAAGGAUUAUGAGUUUGAAAAGGAAGAUAUAGUUCAAUUAUGGAUUGCAGAAGGUAUAAUUCCACAAGCUGAGAAUGGAAAAAGGAUGGAAGCAUUGGCUAGAAUAUACUUUGAUGAGCUGUUAUCACGAUCGUUGUUUCAAAAGUCAAGUAAAUUCAGCUUCAUUAUGCAUGAUCUCAUUAAUGACUUGGCUAUGUUCAUGUCUCAGGGGUUUUGCCUUAGGCUCGAAGAUGGGGUAUCCCAUGAAGUUAAAAGAGCUCGUCAUUUGUCAUACGCUAGGGGAGAAUUUGAUGCUGCUCCAAGAUUUGAACCAUUAUAUGAGGCUAAAUGUUUGCGGACCUUCCUACCUACCUCUUUAAAUCCAUAUGGAUCUUAUGAAAGAUUUUGUGUAAGUAAAAAAGUUCUACAAGAAUUGUUGCCAUCACUAAGAUGUUUACGGGUGUUGUCAUUGUCAUGUUAUCAAAAUGUUACUGUGUUACCUGAUUCUAUUGCAAACCUCAUUCACUUGCGGUACUUGGAUCUUUCCCGUACCGCAAUUGAAAGGUUACCUGGGGUACUUUGCAAUCUCUACAACUUGCAGACAUUACUAUUGUCAAAUUGUUCCUCACUUCGUGAAUUGCCUGCAGACAUUAGAAAAUUGAUUAAUUUACAGAAAUUGACAUUGGGCGGUUGUAGUUCUCUUAAUAAAUUGCCUACAGGCAUGAAGGAGUUGACUAAUUUGCAUCAUCUUGAUGUCAGUGGAACUAAAAUUGAAGAGAUGCCGGUGCAAAUGGGUAGAUUGAAAAGUUUGAGAACAUUGACUGCAUUUGUUGUGGGCAAAUCUACUGGGUUCGGCAUAAGAGAACUGAGGGAGUUCCCACAACUUCGAGGAAAACUAUCAAUUUUGAAGCUACAAAAUGUAGUUGAUGCGAGGGAUGCACUGCACGCCAAUAUGAAGCACAAGAAAGAUCUCAAGGAGUUAAAGUUUUCAUGGGGUGCGGAGGAUGCUGAUGAUUCCCAAAAGGAGAAAGAUGUACUCGACAAGCUCCAGCCUUGCGUGAAUUUGGAGAAAUUAACCAUCAAAUUCUAUGGUGGAACCAAUUUUCCGAAUUGGUUAGGAGACUCGUCUUUUUCUAACAUACAAGUCAUGCAUCUCAGUGACUGUAGUUAUUGUUGGUUGCUCCCACCAGUUGGACGGCUACCGGCACUCAAAGAGCUCUGUAUAAAAAGAAUGAAGUCUUUGAGGACGAUUGGCGUUGAAUUCUAUGGCAGAGAUGGAGCUUAUCUGACUCAGCCAUUUCGAUCUCUGGAGAAGCUAGAGUUUAGGAAGAUGCCAGAGUGGGAGGAAUGGUUACCAAGUGGAAGUGCAAGUGGAGGUGAAUAUUGUUAAAGGAAAAUCAAUUAC
This is a messenger RNA of Prunus dulcis (almond), 2805 nucleotides long. Its product is annotated as putative disease resistance RPP13-like protein 1. Lineage: Eukaryota; Viridiplantae; Streptophyta; Magnoliopsida; Rosales; Rosaceae. The record is from RefSeq and is a predicted model, not a curated record. Gene Ontology annotation, molecular function: protein binding; ADP binding. The coding region runs from base 490 to 2790 and encodes 766 amino acids. Gene Ontology annotation, biological process: defense response to other organism. The transcript has a single exon.